AUGUCCCUCAAUGGCAGGCUGGCCAGCCUGCGCCGCCGGCUCGCCCAUGGCCCGAGCCUGCUGCCACGCCCGCAGAGGCGAGGUCUGAAGGCGUUCAUUACCAGAGCCCCCGAACCUCAAGAACCGCUCCCACCGGACCACUUCCGCCUCGCCGUCAAAGACAACAUUGCGACUGGGCCACAGGAUGGCAAGCCCCUGCCCACGACAUGCGCCUCGCACAUCCUUUCCUCCCACGAGUCCCCGUUCGAAGCAACCAUCGUCCGGCAGCUGAGGGACCGUGGCGCCCGCGUCGUCGGCAAGACCAACCUGGACGAAUUCGGCAUGGGCACACACAGCAUCAACUCGGCUCACGGUGCCACGGCCCAGGCAGUGGAGCAUCAGGACAAGACUGUCAUACUGAGCGCGGGAGGCAGCUCCGGAGGUAGUGCCCUGGUGGUGGCGACCCACAAGGCGGAUGUCGCCCUGGGCACCGACACGGGCGGUUCUGUACGCCUCCCGGCUGCGUACUGCGGUGUCGUUGGCUACAAACCGUCCUACGGCAUGAUCUCGAGAUAUGGAGUGGUGCCAUAUGCGAACAGCCUGGAUACGGUCGGCUUCCUGGCGCGCAAUGCCGGGCAGCUGCGGAAGCUGCUCGUAGGGACGGGUCUGUACGAUGAGCAUGACCCACGCGAUCCGACAAGCCUGUCAUCCUCGGCAAGGGCCCGCUGCACGGCGGCCAGGGAGUUCUACGGCCCGGGCGGACCUCGGACCGGGGACGAGCAGGACUGCAAACAGCUGUUGCAGGGUCUGACUUUCGGCAUCCCGGUCGAGUACAACAUUGAGGAGCUCGAGGGACGGGUUCGCCACGCGUGGAAGCAGGCAGCGAGUUUCCUCCGCGACGAGCUGGGCGCCCGCGUCGUGCCCGUGUCGUUACCAUCGACACGGCACGCUCUCUCCGCAUACUAUGUCAUCGCUCCGGCGGAGGCAUCCUCAAACCUGGCCAAGUAUGACGGCGUGCGCUACGGGCUGCGGCAGCCCGAGGUCGAGGACGGCCGGGCAAGGGGCCCCGAGGACGUGCUGUACUCAUCAGUCCGCGGCAGUGGCUUCGGGGCCGAGGUCAAGCGGCGCAUAUUGCUGGGCUCAUACACGCUGAGCUCCGAGGCUAUGGACAACUACUUCGUGCAGGCUCAGCGCGUGCGCCAGCUCGUACGCCGCGACUUUGAUGCCGCGUUCAAGCUGUCAAGCCCGUUGCGCGACGCAGACCGUGAUGACCAGCAGCAGCAGGUCGCGCUGGCCGACAUGGACGAGCGCGUCACCCUCGAGAACAAGCUUGGCCCGGCGCAGGUGGAUUUCCUGCUCUGCCCCACAGCGCCGACCUUGCCGCCGCUGAUGGACACCAUCGAGCAGGACCAAAAGAGCCACCGCGCCCUGGAGGCGUACAUGAAUGAUGUGCUGACCGUCCCGGCGAGCCUGGCGGGGCUGCCAGCCGUCAGUAUACCCAAGAGUACUGCUGCCGAGAGCCUGCCGGCUGGGGAGCAGUGGAGGGGCGAUGUGAUGGGCCUGCAGCUUAUAGGGCAGUAUUGGGACGAUGCGAGGCUGCUUGCUGCGGCGGAUGCCCUUGGUGCGCUUUUGAAGUAA
Molecule: messenger RNA, 1617 nt
Organism: Diaporthe batatas
Lineage: Eukaryota; Fungi; Ascomycota; Sordariomycetes; Diaporthales; Diaporthaceae
Exons: 2
Coding region: 1-1617 (538 amino acids)
Biological process (GO): mitochondrial translation; glutaminyl-tRNAGln biosynthesis via transamidation
Cellular component (GO): glutamyl-tRNA(Gln) amidotransferase complex; mitochondrion
Molecular function (GO): glutaminyl-tRNA synthase (glutamine-hydrolyzing) activity
Source: RefSeq, a predicted model, not a curated record